AUGGCAUCACUUCCAAAUCUGCUCCGCGACAGCAAGAUCAACGCGCUCAAGGAGCGGCUGAGACGACUCAGAUCCCAACCCAAAGUCCAACAACAGCAGCACCAACAAGAACCACAAAACCCAAAACCCGCCGAGGUUCUCCGCACCUUCACUGCCGCCAAGAAGCGACAAGACAGCGCCAGCGCGCUCCACAACAAGGAAUGCUUCAACAAGCUGUGGGCGUUGGGUCGUGAGCCGGACCGGCUCGUCGCCAACCCGCGGCUCCACGUGAUAAACAUUUCGCAGAUCCGGCCGCGGCGCACGGGGCCCGAAGACGUCAGGAAGCAGAGUCUGCUUGCGCUCGAGGUCAGGCCUGAGGACGUUGUUGACGUGGAGAUGGUAGAUGGUUGGAGUCUUUCCUCUGAUGAUUUGGAGGAGCACGAGGAAGAAGAAGAAGGAGGAGCAGAGGCUGACGAUGCUGAAGAGGCUGGAAAUGAUAGCCCGCUGUCUGUCAGCCCGCUGUCUGUCAGCCCGCAGUGCCAGGAGACGUCCAAGUGCGAGGGAUUUGAUAGGCCAAAUCACUUCUCCGUGGCGAACUUACGCAGUUCGGAUUCGGAUCAAGAGGAAGAAGAAAAAAGGCCGAUGGCAGUAAAUGCUGAACAGACCGAGAAGGUGGACCCGGCGCCUUCUCAGCCACUAUAUGAGAACCUCCGCGAGGAAGAGAAAAGCUUGCUUGGCUUGCUACGCUUCUUUGACAGGGAUUGCAACGCAGAGGUGAAAGAGGACCCGUCAAUGACAGAUAUGAGCAAGGGUCUUUCGAGGUCUAAUUCGAACGGCGGCUGGGAUAAUACGGUCUGGGUCGUGGAUGCUGAUAAUUCAAGUCUUGGGUACAGCCAAUCGGGUAACGGAUAUUGGAUCAAGUGGUGA
Molecule: messenger RNA, 906 nt
Organism: Pyricularia grisea
Lineage: Eukaryota; Fungi; Ascomycota; Sordariomycetes; Magnaporthales; Pyriculariaceae
Exons: 1
Coding region: 1-906 (301 amino acids)
Source: RefSeq, a predicted model, not a curated record